CUUGAGGCCGCGGAGGUCGUUGGUGUCUGUUGAACGGCUUGUGGAAGUCGUGGUGCCUUGGGUAGGGGUUAAAAUCGUUCUCGAGAGGAACGUCUCUGUCCGAAGAGAACAUGAGUUUAGCUCUGAGAAAUGAGCUUGUAGUAGACAAAACAAAGAGGAAAAAAAGAAGAGAACUCUCUGAAGAACAGAAACAAGAAAUUAAAGAUGCUUUUGAACUUUUUGACACAGACAAAGAUGAAGCAAUAGAUUAUCAUGAAUUAAAGGUGGCAAUGAGAGCCUUGGGGUUUGAUGUAAAAAAAGCUGAUGUACUGAAGAUUCUUAAAGAUUAUGACAGAGAAGCCACAGGGAAAAUCACCUUUGAAGAUUUUAAUGAAGUUGUGACAGACUGGAUAUUGGAAAGAGAUCCACAUGAAGAAAUAUUGAAGGCAUUUAAACUAUUUGAUGAUGAUGAUUCAGGUAAAAUAAGCCUGAGGAAUUUGCGACGUGUUGCCAGAGAAUUGGGUGAAAACAUGAGUGAUGAAGAACUUCGGGCUAUGAUAGAAGAAUUUGAUAAAGAUGGUGAUGGAGAAAUAAAUCAAGAGGAAUUCAUUGCUAUUAUGACUGGUGACAUUUAAAGAAUUACAAGGAUAAACACUAAGAAUGUUGCAGUUAUCAUCUUAUAUUCUAUUUUUGUGCCUGAAGCCGUGUUUAAAAAAAAAAAACUUAGUUCUUUUUUCCAAAAGGACCAAAAAUAAGCAUCUUAUGUAUUCAUAUUUUACUACUGUUAAGUUUCUUUGUACGAACAGUAUUGUUAGUACUCUAAUAGUUUAGCUUUGUAUUUAUAAUAUAGCUUUUAUAUAUAAAGUUUAAAAAAUUGAAUCAUGUGGUACACAUUUUUUG
Eubalaena glacialis (North Atlantic right whale) is the source of this 879-nucleotide messenger RNA. RefSeq names its product centrin 3 (gene CETN3). Lineage: Eukaryota; Metazoa; Chordata; Mammalia; Artiodactyla; Balaenidae. The coding region runs from base 111 to 614 and encodes 167 amino acids. Gene Ontology annotation, cellular component: microtubule organizing center; myosin II complex. The record is from RefSeq and is a predicted model, not a curated record. Gene Ontology annotation, molecular function: calcium ion binding; microtubule binding. Gene Ontology annotation, biological process: spindle pole body duplication. The transcript is spliced from 5 exons.